Trematosphaeria pertusa is the source of this 753-nucleotide messenger RNA. RefSeq lists its product as uncharacterized. The coding region runs from base 1 to 753 and encodes 250 amino acids. The record is from RefSeq and is a predicted model, not a curated record. NCBI's taxonomy places the organism in Eukaryota, Fungi, Ascomycota, Dothideomycetes, Pleosporales, Trematosphaeriaceae. The transcript has 2 exons.
AUGGUCCUAUGGAAUCUAGACGACCCGGGUACUGCUCUCAAAGCCAAAGUCGAACAGGCUGUAGAGACUUACGGCAAGCUGUCGUGCCGCGCGAUUUGUGAGCCGUUUCCCACGAAGCUUCCUCGUGAGCUGAGAGACGAAGUCUACGACCUACUCGUGGGCGAAGCCGGUCCCGCCCUUAUGAAAUCGCUUAUGUGGACUCUGAACUACAACGCAAAGGAUAUCCCGUUCCGGUCAGAGACGGUGCAACUCCGCUUCAUUGCGAAUCCGGACUUCGUUUCUCAACCCGUGGCUAAAGAGAUCGCUGAGCAAUGGUAUCGGAAAAUGAGGUUCGGGAUUCGCCAUCACGAAUUCGAACAGUUCACUCGCUAUGACGCUUGGGGUCAGGGUCUGAAACCUGCGGAAUUGGUCAACCAUGUGCAGAUCGCAGUAGACGAGAGGGAUUGCGAACUGCUGCGAGGCAGACUAGUGCUUCUGCGCCGGUUCAAACCGAGUUGCCGGGUCAUCAUCUGGAUACGGUCGAACAGUUUGUACUGGGAUAGGGACUAUGCGUGGAGUGACCAGAAAAGCGAAAGGCUCAUCGAAGGAUUGGAGCCACUCAUUCGCGGGUUGCGAGAGUGUAACGACGCGGGGCGGAACCUCGAGGUCUGGUGGGGCUACAAUGAUCAGCGCCGCGUUGAUCUUACGAUCGUGGAGUGCUCAAAAGAUGGGUGGCUGAAGAAGAUCCGUGAAGUCCGGGCAAAAAGGCCAUGA